AUGAGCAACAAGCAGCUUCCAUUGCCACCACGGUUUGCGCCGGAGAUUCAAUGUUAUGAGGCGCGCCAAAUCGCUGUCCACAAAGAUCCUCAAACGAUCGAGAUACAAGCCCUCCAUCGCGAGGUCGGGUCGCUCAAGGCGGAGGUGGCGCUGCUGGUAGAUCGGAUCCGCUCCCUCACGGACGAGAACCAGAGACUUGUGGAGGGAUAUGUUCAGAGUGAUCACUUGCGCCAAGACAUCCAAGGCUACCAAGAGGCUCUCAAAAAUAUCAUGAGGUACACUCUUGUCACCGUCUCGGAAUGUCGAGCAAAAGCCAAGGAAAGACAAGUCCAACCUGAAGCGGGAAAGGCUGUGCCAACGGGAGACAAGACCUGCUCCAUUAGUUGGGAUUCGGGAACUGUUCAUCUAGCGGAGGCAUCCGCGCUUAUUUGA
Purpureocillium takamizusanense is the source of this 432-nucleotide messenger RNA. RefSeq lists its product as uncharacterized. The transcript has a single exon. The record is from RefSeq and is a predicted model, not a curated record. NCBI's taxonomy places the organism in Eukaryota, Fungi, Ascomycota, Sordariomycetes, Hypocreales, Ophiocordycipitaceae. The coding region runs from base 1 to 432 and encodes 143 amino acids.